AUGGGGCAGCAGUACCAGACAUUUCUGUCAAACAGUCAGUUGUGGUGGAGCAAUGUUACAGUCUCUUUCGGUCGUGGUAACCACCAAGAAAGAAGGAGAGAGAAGCGCUGGAAUAAUCAAAGUCAAGGUUGGGGGCAAGGUUACAACUACUUUAACCAAGGGGAACAUCAUAACCCCAGUUACAACCAUUACUCUCACCCCUUCAACGGAGUACAUCCGAACUCCUUUCAAGAACCGCACAUCCCUCGCCAAUUCAGCCAAGAAAAUAGUUACAAUUGGGGCGGCAGUGGUCAACACACAUCCGGUUCAUCUGGGGAAAGUCGCAAACGUUUCAGAGGUGGAACGAAUAGUUCACAUGAUGGUGGCGGAAGGGGCGCCGUAGGGAAGGCAGCUGAGCAAGCGGGGGGGAAACAAUUCUUUUGGCCUACUCAAAUAAGUUGCGAAAUGAAUUUGAUAGAAUGGCAUAUGGCCCUUGAGAACGCAAGGUUAUUGCCAGAAUUAAACCAUGUUCUUGACGGUUUCAAGUGCGGUUUCGAUCAAGGUAUACCUGUCCACAAAAUAGGGGAUUUGAGAUGGUACACGCCAGACAACCAUUCCUCGGCUAGCGAGGUAGCAGAAAAAAUCCAAAAUUCAAUCAAAGAAGAAGUAAAGGCAGGCCGAAUGUUCGGCCCAUACUCACAUGAAGAAGUCGCACAAAAAUUUUCCUUCUUCAGGACCAGCCCCCUAGGGUCAGUCGUAAACGCCGACGGCAAAAUGCGGCCAAUUAAUAAUUUAUCCUACCCAAAAAACGAUGAUGAAAUCAAGUCCGUUAAUUCCUUUGUGGACAAACUAGAUUUCCCGACAACAUGGGACGAUUUCAAAACCGUAUCGUCAUUUUUUAGGAACAAUAAAAAUACUUAUAAGCUUGCAUUGUUUGACUGGGCUAAAGCGUAUAGACAAAUCCCGACCCAGAUGUCACAAUGGCCUUUUUUAAUGGUGAAAGACUCAAGUGGAGGACUUUACGUCGACACCCGAAUCACUUUUGGCGGGGUCGCUGGGUGCGGCUCUUUUGGCGUACCCGCGGACGCGUGGAAACGCAUCAUGGAGCACGAAUUUGACGUUAUUAAGAUAUUUAGAUGGGUGGACGAUAACCUUUUCAUCAAAAGUAACAGUUCGUCAUGUAAAAUGAAAGACAUCACCAAUAGAUCGAUUAAAUUGGGUGUGUCAACUAGUCUAGAGAAAUGCUCCGAUUUCGCCGACGAACAAAAAUUUAUUGGUUUUAUCUGGAACGGAGAAAACAAGACGGUCAGGUUAACAGACAAGAAGUUAGCGGAAAGAAAAGAGCAAAUAAAGCUGUUCCUCAUUCAAGACGCAGAUUUCAAGUUCAACGACGCCGAAGUACUCGCAGGCCGCCUUAACCACGUGUCCUUCAUCCUACCACAGUUGAGGUGCUACAUUCGGAGCAUAUACAGAUGGAUGAACCAGUGGAAGAAGCAAUGGGCCACUAGGAAAAUUCCAGAAGACGUGAGAGUCGAUUUAGAAUUUUGGAUAUCAACUCUGGACACUUACACGGAGACGAGGUUGUGCCCAGCCAGCAAACCACUAGAGGUACAUUGGGUCGGCGAUGCCUCAACAAGCUUCGGUAUAGGUGUCUUGAUCGGCCAGAGAUGGACCCAACUUAGGUUGAAGGAAGACUGGAGGAUCGCGACACCACCAAGGACGAUAGCCUGGUUGGAAACUGUCGCUAUCCGCAUCGGAAUCCUGAUGCUACGAGAAACGCGCAAUAACAUAAAGGGGUCCAACUUCAUCGUAUAUACAGACAACACCACCACAGAAAACGUACUAGCGGUGGUCUCUAAGGAAAACGUGGCCGACGGCCUAUCAAGAGGCGUGCGACGCCCUCACGAGGCGGUGAACAGGGUCUGGAUAAACAUUCCCGACGAUCUUCAGCAUUUCAUGUUUCACGCGUAA
Puccinia graminis f. sp. tritici CRL 75-36-700-3 is the source of this 1950-nucleotide messenger RNA. RefSeq lists its product as uncharacterized. The record is from RefSeq and is a predicted model, not a curated record. Lineage: Eukaryota; Fungi; Basidiomycota; Pucciniomycetes; Pucciniales; Pucciniaceae. The transcript has 4 exons. The coding region runs from base 1 to 1950 and encodes 649 amino acids.